CAGCAGCAGCAGCAGAAAGCCGGCGAGCAGCAGCUCAGUGAGCCAGAGGACAUGGAGAUGGAAGCUGGGGAAACAGACGACCCUCCAAGAAUCCCGGCCAACCCAGUGAUUAAUGGUAAUGUGGCCAUGGCAGAUGGACACAACAAUACAGAAGAGGAUAUGGAAGAUGACACCAGCUGGAGGUCGGAAGCGACCUUCCGGUUUGUGGUGGAGCGGUUCAGCCGCCUGAGUGAGUCGGUGCUCAGCCCGUCUUGCUUUGUACGGAACCUCCCCUGGAAAAUAAUGGUGAUGCCGCGGUUCUACCCCGACCGACCCCACCAGAAGAGCGUGGGCUUCUUUCUGCAGUGCAAUGCAGAGUCUGACUCCACGUCAUGGUCUUGCCACGCUCAGGCCAUGCUGAAGAUCAUCAACUACAAAGACGACGAGAAGUCGUUCAGUCGCAGAAUCAGUCACCUGUUCUUCCACAAAGAGAACGACUGGGGUUUCUCCAACUUCAUGUCCUGGAGUGAUGUGACUGAUCCAGAGAGGGGCUUCAUUGAGGACGAUAAAGUCACGUUUGAAGUCUAUGUCCAGGCUGACGCUCCACAUGGAGUGGCCUGGGACUCUAAGAAACACACUGGCUAUGUGGGCCUAAAGAACCAGGGAGCGACCUGCUACAUGAACAGCCUCCUUCAGACGCUUUUCUUCACCAACCAGCUACGGCGGGCGGUGUACAUGAUGCCCACAGAAGGAGACGACUCGUCAAAGAGCGUUCCGCUGGCGCUGCAGAGGGUUUUCUACGAGCUGCAGCACAGCGACAAGCCAGUCGGAACCAAGAAGCUCACAAAGUCUUUUGGGUGGGAAACACUCGACAGCUUCAUGCAGCAUGACGUUCAGGAGCUUUGCAGAGUGCUGUUGGACAACGUGGAGAACAAGAUGAAAGGAACUUGUGUUGAGGGAACGAUCCCCAAACUCUUUAGAGGAAAGAUGGUGUCAUAUAUUCAGUGCAAGCAUGUGGACUACCGGUCUGAGCGGAUCGAGGACUACUAUGACAUUCAGCUUAGCAUAAAAGGAAAGAAAAACAUUUUUGAGUCUUUCAAAGAUUAUGUUGCAACCGAGCAGUUAGAUGGAGACAACAAAUACGAUGCAGGAGAGCACGGCCUUCAGGAAGCAGAGAAAGGUGUAAAGUUCCUGACCUUCCCUCCGAUCCUCCACCUGCAGCUGAUGAGAUUCAUGUAUGAUCCACAGACUGACCAAAAUAUCAAGAUCAAUGACAGGUUUGAGUUUCCAGAUCAGUUACCUCUGGAUGAGUUCCUUCAAAAGCCAGAUUCAAAGGAUCCGGCAAACUACAUUCUCCAUGCAGUCUUGGUGCACAGUGGGGACAACCACGGCGGGCACUAUGUCGUCUACCUUAACCCCAAAGGAGAUGGUAAAGUGAGUGCCAAGGAACCAAUAUGGUGUAAGUUUGAUGAUGACGUUGUGUCACGGUGCACCAAGGAAGAGGCUAUAGAGCAUAACUAUGGUGGACACGACGAUGACCUCUCCGUCCGCCACUGCACCAACGCCUACAUGUUGGUCUACAUCCGAGAGUCCAAGCUCAGCGAGGUCCUCCAACCGCUGACCGACGUGGACAUCCCCCCUCAGCUUGUAGAGCGCCUUCAGGAGGAGAAGAGGGUGGAGGCGCAGAAGAGGAAGGAGCGCCAGGAGGCUCACCUCUACAUGCAGGUCCAGAUUGUGAUGGAAGACCAGUUCUGUGGUCACCAGGGCAACGACAUGUACGAUGAGGAGAAAGUGAAGUACACGGUCUUCAAAGUCCUGAAGAGCUCCACGCUGCAGGAAUUUGUCCAGAACCUCUCCCAAACCAUGGGUUUCCCACAGGACCAGAUGAGGCUGUGGCCCAUGCAGGCUCGCAGCAACGGGACGAAGCGACCCGCGAUGCUCGACUACGAAGCCGACUGCAACAAGUCGAUGAUCGACUUGAGUGACAAUGAGAACCCCUGGACAAUAUUUCUGGAGACGGUGGAUCCAGGACUGGCUGACAGUGUGGCCACAUUACCCAAGUUUGACAAAGAUCACGAUGUCAUGUUGUUCCUGAAGAUGUACGACCCCAAAACCAGAAGCUUAAAUUAUUGUGGACAUAUCUAUACACCUAUAUCCUGUAAAAUAAGAGACUUGCUGCCAGUCAUGUGUGAGAGAGCAGGGUUUCAGCAGGAAAAUAGCCUUAUCCUCUAUGAGGAAGUAAAGCCCAACCUAACGGAGCGGAUACAGGACUACGAUGUCUCUCUGGACAAGGCCCUGGAUGAGCUCAUGGAUGGGGACAUCAUCGUAUUCCAGAAAGACGACCCAGAGAAUGACAAUAGCGAGCUGCCUACAGCAAAAGACUACUUCCGGGAUCUCUACCACCGGGUUGACGUCAUUUUUUGUGACAAGACCAUCCACAACGACCCUGGCUUCGUGGUCACGCUCUCCAACCGCAUGAACUAUUUUCAGGUGGCCAAAACAGUGGCACAGAGGUUAAACACAGAUCCCAUGCUGCUGCAGUUCUUCAAGUCACAGGGGUACAGGGACGGUCCAGGGAAUCCUCUCAGACACAACUAUGAGGGAACGCUGCGAGACCUGCUGCAAUUCUUCAAGCCUCGGCAGCCCAAGAAACUUUAUUACCAGCAGCUAAAGAUGAAGAUAACAGACUUUGAAAACAGGAGGAGUUUUAAAUCCAUAUGGCUCAACAGCCAGUUCAGAGAGGAGGAGAUCACCCUCUACCCUGACAAGCACGGCUGUGUGCGGGACCUGUUGGAAGAAUGUAAAAAGGCGGUGGAGUUGUCUGAGAGCAGCUCUGAGAAGCUCAGGCUGUUAGAGAUAGUAAGCUAUAAAAUCAUUGGGGUUCACCAGGAGGACGAGCUGCUAGAAUGUUUAUCUCCUGCUGCAAGCCGCACCUUCAGAAUAGAGGAGAUUCCCUUGGACCAGGUAGAUUUGGACAAAGACACGGAAAUGCUAAUCCCCGUCGCCCACUUCCACAAGGAAGUCUUUGGCACAUUCGGGAUUCCCUUCUUGCUCAAGAUCAGACAGGGCGAGCCGUUUCGGGAGGUGAUGAGGAGGAUCCAGACCAUGCUGGACAUCCAGGAGAAAGAGUUUGAAAAGUUCAAAUUUGCCAUUGUGAUGAUGGGCCGGCAUCAGUACAUCAAUGAAGACGAGUAUGAGGUCAACCUGAAGGACUUUGAACCACAGCCAGGUAACAUGUCCCACCCGCGCCCCUGGUUAGGGUUGGAUCAUUUCAACAAAGCUCCAAAGAGAGGCCGCUACACCUACCUGGAGAAAGCAAUCAAGAUUCACAACUAAAGCAGCCUGUCCUCCCCUCUCCGCUUCCUUCCCCGCGUUAUCCAACCCCCGCCCUAACCACGGACUGUAACCAACCGCGCGCAACUGUGUGCGUGCGUGCGUGUGUGUGCGUGCCAGAGAUAGUUUUUGGGUGUGCUUGUACGCGUGUGGAUUCAUCACUUUAACACUCUGCCCCGGACACCUGGACGGCGCCGCGCCUGCACUAUGUCUUCAGUGAUACGGGAUCUCGCUGCAGCUGACGGAUUAUACUUCAAAUAAACGGCACCAACCACCUCCUGACUGUU
Molecule: messenger RNA, 3599 nt
Organism: Oryzias melastigma (Indian medaka)
Lineage: Eukaryota; Metazoa; Chordata; Actinopteri; Beloniformes; Adrianichthyidae
Gene: usp7
Product: ubiquitin specific peptidase 7 (herpes virus-associated)
Biological process (GO): protein deubiquitination; regulation of protein stability
Cellular component (GO): cytosol; nucleus
Molecular function (GO): cysteine-type deubiquitinase activity; protein binding; cysteine-type endopeptidase activity
Source: RefSeq, a predicted model, not a curated record